GAGGAUUGGAAGCAUAAAGUCGCUCAUGCUUGAUACUCAAAUAUCUGCAUUUUCAAACGGAUUCAGUUCCAAGCUGUCAUAUCUUGGCGUAGCAUCAAUUUCAAAAUGGGAGUCGCAUGGGAUCGUUUAAUUCGCUUCGUGGCCACGGAUGGUCGCAUCCUCAGGGGUCAGCCCAUCCUACCAGAGCCCAACUUUGACCUUGGCAACGUGACCGAGGAAACGAAGCUCCAGGCCAAGGUUAUCGUUGGGGAUGACAUUUACGACGACACCGGCAAGACAAAGGUCUCGGACGAGGUGGUCACCGUGGCCAAACUCCUCGGUCCCCUUGCGCAGGACGACGUCGAUAUCCUGCGAUGCGUGGGUUUGAACUAUGCAAAGCACAUCAAGGAGGCCGGACGCAAGCCGCCGCCCUUCCCCUUCAUCUUCUUCAAGCCCAACACGUGCAUCCACGAUCACGGGGCCGACGUUGAGAUCCCCAAGAUCGCGCAGGACGACCAGGCCGACUACGAGGGCGAGCUGUGCCUGGUCAUUGGCAAAGAUGCCAAGAACGUGACCAAGGAGGAGGCGCUCGACUAUGUGGCGGCCUACACGUGCGGCAACGACAUUUCGUCGAGGAAGCUGCAGCGCGACCCCGCGUUGGCCGGCUCCGUGCCGCAGUGGGGCUUCUCCAAGGGGUUUGACACGUUCGCACCGCUCGGGCCUUGCCUGGUCCGCUCGGACCUCGUCGGCCCGCCGGAUCAGCUCCUCCUCAAGACCAUCGUCGACGGCGAGGUCAGGCAGCAGGAGACGACGGGCGACUUGCUGUUUGACGUACCGACUCUGAUCUCGUACCUGUCGAGCGGUACCACGUUGAAAAAGGGCUCCGUCAUUAUGACAGGGACACCAGGUGGUGUGGGUGCUGGUCUGAACCCACCAAAGUACUUGGUGCCGGGUACCGUCAUGGAAGUUUCCAUCGAAAAGAUUGGAACGCUCCGCAACGGGGUGAAAUUCGCUUGAAUGCACUGGAUGUUGAGCGUGCCUCUUGUUACUGCGAGAUGUACCUAGCUGGAGGGACAGAAGAGGAAGGAGAUGUCAGCGGAAGGGUGAUUGUAGACAAGAGAUCCGUCUCAAGUUGUCCAUUGUAGCAGCGAAUUCAAC
Pyricularia grisea is the source of this 1137-nucleotide messenger RNA. RefSeq lists its product as uncharacterized. Gene Ontology annotation, molecular function: catalytic activity. Bases 106 to 996 code for a protein of 296 amino acids. Lineage: Eukaryota; Fungi; Ascomycota; Sordariomycetes; Magnaporthales; Pyriculariaceae. The record is from RefSeq and is a predicted model, not a curated record. The transcript has 3 exons.